AUGGCACUGCUUGUGCUAGGAAGCAACCAUGCACAUGCGAGCAGUUUCACGGCGUAUGCUGGACCCGGGUGCAGCGGCAAUUCGGAGCAGCUAAACCGGUGCGGUUGUUCAAACAUUAAUCGCCGUGGCGGCUACGUCUUCACCUACACCGGGCAGACCGCUGCGAUGUACAACCAGGCCGGCUGCACUGGGGUCGCGCACACCCGGUUUGGAUCCAGCGCCAGGGGCUGCUCCCCGUUUGGAUGGCAGAGCAUCACGUGCGAUGGUGUCACUGGUUACGUGACUAGUCUCGACCUCAGCGAGCUCCGUAUCUACGGUCGGAUUGAUUUUGUAAGCCUCUUUCGUCUUCCGAGCCUGCAGAGGCUCAACCUCGCUUACCAUUACUUUGAUUCCUCUCCAUUUGACCCAUCUGGGUUUGAACAUCUCACCAGUUUGACCCAUCUCAACCUCUCUUAUUUGCAUUUUUAUGGCCAAAUCCCGCUGGAAAUCUCCCGCAUGACCACUUUGGUGUCCCUCGAUCUAUCUUUCAAUACCUACUAUGAAUACCUGAAACUUGAAAACCCGAACAUUGGAGCAUUCGUCCAAAAUCUAUCGAGUCUGAAAGAACUCCAUCUCGAUUGGAUAAACAUCUCAGCGGAGGGUAGUGGGUGGGGCCUGGCCUUAUCCUCUGCACUCCCUCGUCUCCGCAAAUUGAGCUUGAGAGGCUGUGGUCUUUCAGGCCCCAUCCAUUCUUCCCUUUCCAGCCUCUGUUUCUUAUCUCAACUUGAUCUCCGUGGAAACGAUCUCUCUUCGGUGGUACCCAACUUGAUAGGGAACUUCUCUUCUUUAACGUCACUAGCUCUCAGUGAUUGCGGAUUGCAUGGAAAAAUUCCAGAGAGUAUUUUCAGGCUGCCAAACCUACAAACCCUCGAUGUAGGAUCCAAUCCACUUCUUACGGGUGAAAUCCCUCCAAACAAUACUCUCCGGGAGUGGUCCCUAUCCGACACUGGAUUUUGUAGCAACCUACGGGAUUCAUUCAGUAAUUCCAAACUGCUGACAAUGAUCCACCUUAGCCAUUGCAAACUAGCCGGCCAAUUUCCAUCAUGA
Molecule: messenger RNA, 1086 nt
Organism: Magnolia sinica
Lineage: Eukaryota; Viridiplantae; Streptophyta; Magnoliopsida; Magnoliales; Magnoliaceae
Product: receptor-like protein 6
Exons: 2
Coding region: 1-1086 (361 amino acids)
Biological process (GO): negative regulation of growth; defense response
Molecular function (GO): protein binding
Source: RefSeq, a predicted model, not a curated record